AUGGCAACAUUCAUGGAGCUGGAUGGUUCAAGGUGUAAGAGCCGACUCCCAUAUACUGUUCAUUCCGAUGAAAUGGGAUUUCUAUUUACCUACAGCUCCCGGUACCAAGUCGAAGAGAACGAGUACAUGGUGAUGAGAUACAUCACAGAACGUCAUCAGAGAGGGGCUGAGCACGCGGCAUCGCCAACAUCGCCUCCACUUUGCCCUGCAAGUCAAUGCCUAGGCGAAAGAAUAUUCCUUAUCUUAUCAAGGGGGGGAGUUAGGAGGCUGUCGACCGUACCAAACGACCCGACUGACAACCCGAACAACGACCCGACCGACGACCCGACCGACGACCCGACCGACGACCCGACCGACGACCCGACCGACGACCCAACCGACGACCCGACCGACGACCCGACCAACGACCCGACCGACGACCCGACCGACGACCCGACCGACGACCCGACCAACGACCCGACCAACGUCCCGACCGACGACCCGACCGACGACCCGACCGACGACCCGACCGACGACCCGACCGACGACCCGACCAACGACCCGACCGACGACCCGACCGACGUCCCAACCGACGACCCGACCGACUACCCGACCGACGACCCGACCAACGUCCCGACCGACGACCCGACCGACGACCCGACCAACGUCCCGACCGACGACCCGACCGACGACCCGACCGACGACCCGACCAACGACCCGACCGACGACCCGACCAACGUCCCGAUCAACGACCCGACCGACGACCCGACCGACGACCCGACCAACGACCCAACCAACGACCCGACCGACGACCCGACCAACGACCCAACCAACGACCCGACCGACGACCCGACCGACGACCCAACCGUCGACCCGACCGACGACCCGACCGACGACCCGACCAACGACCCGACCGACGACCCGACCGACGACCCAACCAACGACCCGACCGACGACCCGACCGACGACCCAACCGACGACCCGACCGACGACCCGACCAACGUCCCGACCGACGACCCGACCGACGACCCGACCAACGUCCGACCGACGACCGACCGACCCGGACCCACCGACGACCCGACCGACGACCCGACCAACCGACGACCCGACCGACGACCCGACCAACGACCCGACCGACGACCCGACCGACGACCCGACCAACGACCCGACCAACGACCCGACCGACGACCCGACCAACGACCCGACCGACGACCCGACCAACGACCCGACCGACGACCCGACCAACGACCCGACCAACGUCCCGAUCAACAACCCGACCGACGACCCAACCAACGACCCGACCGACGACUCGACCAACGACCCGACCGACGACCCGACCAACGACCCAACCAACGACCCGACCGACGAACCGACCAACGACCCAACCAACGACCCGACCGACGACUCGACCAACGACACGACCGACGACCCGACCAACGACCCAACCAACGACCCGACCGACGAACCGACCAACGACCCGACCGACGACCCGACCGACGACCCGACCGACGACCCGACCAACGACCCGACCGACGACCCGACCGACGACCCGACCGACGACCCGACCAACGACCCGACCGACGACCCGACCGACGACCCGACCAACGACCCGACCAACGACCCGACCGACGACCCGACCAACGACCCGACCAACGACCCGACCGACAAUAUAGUGGAGGGAAGGGGAAGUAA
This is a messenger RNA of Penaeus indicus, 1671 nucleotides long. RefSeq names its product cell surface glycoprotein 1-like. The transcript has 5 exons. Bases 1 to 1671 code for a protein of 556 amino acids. Lineage: Eukaryota; Metazoa; Arthropoda; Malacostraca; Decapoda; Penaeidae. The record is from RefSeq and is a predicted model, not a curated record.